UCCUCCUUCUUCCCCUCUGGAAUCCACCGAGGCGGACACAGUGUCUCGUUUCCAACUCACAGAAGGGGCAAAAAAUUUUUGUAGAGAGAGAAAUUUAACUCCUCCACUGUCUUUCCUCUUCCCUCUUAAUCCUAAUAAUUAAGAAAGGAAAGCGGUGGUGCUAAUGGCUGGGUAUAGAGCUGAAGAUGACUACGAUUACCUCUUCAAGGUGGUUCUGAUCGGUGAUUCUGGUGUUGGGAAGUCCAAUCUUCUCUCCAGGUUUACCAGGAACGAGUUCAGCCUCGAGUCCAAGUCCACAAUCGGGGUCGAGUUCGCCACUCGCAGCUUGAACGUUGAUGGCAAGGUCAUCAAAGCCCAGAUUUGGGACACUGCUGGCCAGGAAAGGUACCGUGCAAUAACUAGUGCUUACUACCGAGGAGCUGUGGGUGCUCUGCUUGUGUAUGAUGUUACUCGGCACUCCACAUUUGAGAAUGUUGAAAGGUGGUUGAGGGAGUUGAGGGAUCACACAGAUCCCAACAUUGUGGUCAUGCUCAUUGGUAACAAAUCGGAUCUUCGUCAUCUUGUGGCAGUCUCAACUGAGGACGGCAAGUCAUUUGCAGAGAGGGAGUCCCUCUACUUCAUGGAAACCUCUGCACUGGAAGCAACAAAUGUGGACAAUGCAUUUGCUGAAGUUCUUACUCAGAUAUACCGAAUUGUUAGCAAGAAAGCCAUGGAAGCUGGUGAUGAUGGAGCUGCUUCAGCUGUUCCCAGCAAAGGGGAGAAAAUUGAUGUUGGUAAAGAUGUCUCAGCUAUGAAGAGAGUUGGAUGCUGCUCAAACUAGGGUUUUGAAUUGAAUUUGAUUGUGUUGGAUGGGAUGUGGCCGGUUUGUUUUGCUGCAUCUGUUUCUAUAUACACCACCAUGAUUGUGUAAAAUUUUCUCAAAGUUGCCUACAUUAGGAGAUAGGCUGAUUGUCUUUACAUAUUAUUUUUAUUUUUUUACUUGAGAUUAUUUACAUUAUUAGCUGACACAGAGGGCUUGAUUAGGAGCAUGAUAUUCUAUUGUUCUCAGUUAGAUGGUGGAUAGGGUGAAGACUUGAACCAAAACUUGUUUGAUUCAAUGCCUGUUCAGAUUCAUUUAUCUAUAUUGCAUUAUUCUAAUGAAAUUGCAGGUUUGUGGACA
Molecule: messenger RNA, 1159 nt
Organism: Vitis riparia (riverbank grape)
Lineage: Eukaryota; Viridiplantae; Streptophyta; Magnoliopsida; Vitales; Vitaceae
Product: ras-related protein RABA1d
Exons: 2
Coding region: 164-820 (218 amino acids)
Cellular component (GO): endosome
Molecular function (GO): GTPase activity; GTP binding
Source: RefSeq, a predicted model, not a curated record